Messenger RNA from Spinacia oleracea (spinach), 2149 nucleotides. Its product is annotated as O-fucosyltransferase 30. NCBI's taxonomy places the organism in Eukaryota, Viridiplantae, Streptophyta, Magnoliopsida, Caryophyllales, Amaranthaceae. The coding region runs from base 110 to 1552 and encodes 480 amino acids. The record is from RefSeq and is a predicted model, not a curated record. The transcript has 2 exons.
AUAAAUUCAGUAAUUACCUUAUAAAUUCAGUAAUUACAACUUUCCAUUAUCGGAAUCAUCAGAACAAAAACGAAAAUUUUGACUAAUCUUACGCCGCCGUAGAUCUUUCAUGAACGGCGGCGGAAGACCACGGUGGAAGAACAAAAAAGCGUCAGGACGUUCAAUCUUCAUUUCCUCUCUCCUCAUUCUCUUCCUCGUCUUCUUCAUCUUCUACAAAGAGAUCUCCACCUUCAUCCUUCCACUCUCCACACAAUCUCUCUCCUCCGAAUUCUCACAAUGCGAAGUAAAAACCGUCGAAAAGUUCCUCUGGUACGCCCCGCACAGCGGUUUCAGCAAUCAGCUCUCCGAGUUCAAAACCGCCAUUUUAAUGGCGGCAAUUCUUAAUCGGACGUUAAUUGUUCCUCCAGUUCUGGAUCACCAUGCCGUCGCGCUUGGUAGUUGCCCUAAGUUUAGGGUUUUGGAACCUAAGCAGCUUAGAUUUGAGGUUUGGGAUCACGCCAUUGAUUUGCUUAAGGAAGGAAGGUAUGUCUCCAUGGCAGAGAUCAUCGAUCUUUCUUCAAUAUCAACUGUUGUUCAAACAAUAGAUUUCCGACAUUUUGUCUCGUUGUGGUGCGGUGUGAGCUUAAAUUCUCUUUGCUCAUAUGACCCAAAUAUCCAGAUACCAUUGCUGAACAAUCUGAGAAAAUGUGGGUCUUUUGUAUCUGGAUUUCGUGGUAAUGUGGGUAAGUGUUUGUAUGCUCUUGAUGUAGAUUGCAGAACUACAGUCUGGACCUAUCAAGAGAAUGAUUCAGAUGGGGGCUUGGAUUCCUUUCAGCCUAAUGAACAACUCAAAACAAAAAAGAAAAUGUCAUAUGUUAGGCAUAGACGAGAUGUGUAUAAAAAUCUUGGGCCUAGUUCUGAAGCUCAUUUGUCCACUGUGCUAGCAUUUGGAAGUUUAUUCUCUGCCCCAUAUAGAGGCUCACAGCUCUACGUCGACAUUAAAGAAUCUCCAAAAGAUCAUCAAAUGCAAACCUUGCUUCGUAAGAUUGAAUUUAUGCCAUUUGUUCCAGACAUCAUAAACGCAGGGAAGGAGUUUGCCCAGAAGAAUAUUGGAGCACCGUUUCUUUGUGCACAACUAAGGUUGUUAGAUGGGCAAUUCAAGAAUCAUUGGAAGACAACCUUUUCAGUGCUUAAGCAAAAGGUUGAAGCAUUACAACAGAAGGGCUCUCACCCUAUUAAUCUUUUUGUGAUGACUGAUCUUCCCAGAAGUAACUGGAGCGGCUGCUACCUGGGAGACUUGGCCAGCAACGUAAAGUCAUUCAAACUUCAUGUUUUGAGUGAAAGAGAGGAAGUAGUGAAAAGAACUGCAGCUAAGGUUACAGCUGCUUUUGAUGGAAUUAAGCGUACUCAUUGCUCUCGUCAAUCACUUGAUGUUCUUCUUUUUGUAGAGGAGACUAUUUGUAGCUGUGCUUCUUUGGGAUUCGUAGGGACAGCUGGGUCUACAAUCGCAGAAAACAUAGAGCUGAUGAGAAAGAACAAAGUCUGUUUAAGAGAUGAUGAGAUUGAAGUGUGACUCCAUAAAAUAUAGAGUGAUCGUGAAUUGUUGGUUAUUUCAUGAAUCUUCUCAUGGCCUGUCAAAUUGAUUUCCUGUCUAAUGGGAUUCUGGAACUCUAGUCUCGGUGACCAACGGAAUGCUGCUCAGCCUGCAUCUAUCUUUGCUGGAUUCCUGGAAAUAAAACACGACGAGCUGCUGAUAAAAUCAUGAAGCCUAGUGAUUGCUGCAAUAGUCGCUGUUAUUGUUAUUGGCUGUCUUCCUGCUACAUUCUUUUGCAAGCCUGAUCUGUUACAACUCAAAGGUAUGCGUGCAAUUAAACUCUGUCAGUAACAAUAAAGAUUUACAAUAUCAUAUAAUUAUUACAGCGUACAAAUAAAUUGAAAGUCUUUUAAGUUAAUUUCAGGAUUUCCUUACCAUUCCCCCUCAUCGAUAAGGAGAUUCAUCUUACCUUCUAAAAGAGAAAUGGUUAAUUCUCAUAGAUGUCCGCUUAGCUUUCUUACGAUCUUGUAGUUGUUCUUGACUUGGUUCUAUAUGAACGUAUGUAAUAAUAGAGUAUCAUAUUGGCCUGUUUGGUUCGGAGCUUUUUAGAGUAAAAAAAUAGUUUUUCGAUGCUAA